Molecule: messenger RNA, 2541 nt
Organism: Cheilinus undulatus (humphead wrasse)
Lineage: Eukaryota; Metazoa; Chordata; Actinopteri; Labriformes; Labridae
Gene: commd6
Product: COMM domain containing 6
Exons: 7
Coding region: 195-794 (199 amino acids)
Molecular function (GO): NF-kappaB binding
Source: RefSeq, a predicted model, not a curated record
UCAAAGAGGAAAGAAGGAUGUCUCAUUCUCUCUACAGUCUAUGGUCUUUUAACUGUCUGCUAAAGAUAAAUUAAAUGCCCUUAAAUUUAUUUUCUACUGUUCUUUACCAAUGAAAGUGCCACACGUGGUAUUUUCAUCGAUAAAUCAGGCGAGAAAGCCGGUAAAUUGGAAAGCUUGUCUCCGGGAGUGAAAAGAUGCCUGCAGCAGAAGAAUCACAUGGUAUAAACAAAGCUGUGGACAACAUCUGUAAAAUUUCUCCAGAUCUGCUGGCUAACACAUGUCAGCACAUUCUGACUUAUCUACAAGGCCACACACGAGGAGUGGAUUCAGCUGAAAUUUCUGAUAGAUUUCAGCAGGCUGGAGUCCAACUUGAACAUGAAGCUCUACAAAGCAUCAUCAGAUUUCUCCUGUUAACGUUCAGGUCAGCUGGGAAAAGCAACCUCUCUGGGGAUGACCUUGUGUCCAGGCUUGAAGAAAGCAGUAAUAAGUGGCCUAAAGCUUCCCUUCAGGUUCUACACAAGUUGUGGAGUGAACAUGGUGCAUCAGUCCAUGCUCAGCAGGAGGUACACGCCACGCUCAGUAUCAACCAGUUGGUAGACAUGCAGUGGAAGCUCGGAAUGGCAGUGAGCUCUGACACCUGCAGAUCUCUAAACUCCCCGUAUGUUUCUCUGCUGCUGAAGAUGGUCGAGCCCUCGGGUCAGAUUACUCACAGGUCCUUUGAGAUGACCAUCCCACAGUUCCAGAACUUUCACAAGCAGUUCAAGGAGAUGGCAGCUGUUAUGGAGACAGUGUGAUGGCUGCAAACACAGCCAGGUUUACAUGUAACCAACAGAAAAACAGUUGAGACACAAGAGUCUGUCCAUGGCCUGUGUCAAUAUGCAGAUUCAAAUACUCCAUGUUUUUGCACUUAACAUUAUUCUACAAAAUGAUUGAGCUUGUACAUGAUUCAGCUGGUUAAAAAUGCAAAUGCUUUUGUUUACUUUGCAAAAAUGUUAAUAUACCUCCUAUUACCUUAUUUAGCUUUCACAGAUACAGUUUAGUCAGUCAGCAUCUAUUCAGCAUAUCCAUCUAAACUAAUACAAAAAAAACAAAGACUUUUGAUGCUUUUAUCUUUAUCGCCGCAUACAGAGAAGCGUUUGUUUUUCAUACAGCCUUUGCACAUGGAAAGUGAUUGAAAUGUCUGCCAGUAAAAAAAAAAUCUUUAAAGUUAAAAGUGAAUUUACUCAGUGCCUCUUUAUUGAUAUGUUUCCACCAAGCAGGCCAGUUUGGUUUUGUACAGUUCAGCACAGUAAACCCAGAUCAUGCUUCCAGCCUCACUCAUGGUGGUGGGAAUUUCAGCUCUUUUUAAGGAGAUUUGGAUCAUUUAGCUUCAGGGCCAGCUUUUCAGCUCUCAAAUGUUCCUUAAUUUGUUACCAUUUUGGCUUCUUUAUGCCAGUUGAUAUUGAUAUAUAUUGAUUUAUUUAAUGGCUCUCAAACCAGAGCCAGCAACUGUCUUUCACAUAAAAGAUGUGGCUCUUAGCUCAUAAGCUAAUGACCUGGCACUGUGGCUUGUAACUUCUUGUCUUCAUUUGAGUCAUCAUUUCACUGUAGUUUGUACUCCACAGGGUUUACUAGCUAAGCAUUAAAUAACUGCUUCCUAAAAAAGCAUGUUUAUAACAAAAUGUGGGAGAAAAGAUGUCCAGCUCAGUACAAAACAUGUCUUGUUUUGUGUUUGUCCAUUAUUACCCCUGUUAACACAGGAAGUGAAGAUUCUUCUGGCCAGUCAAAAAACUGCAUUGAGCUUAGCUUCUCUUUUUAGGGUCAGAUCCUGUAGAUACACUUCACAUCCAAAAACAUUUGGCCAAAAAAGUUGGAUGGUAUGUAUCAGUUAUCAUGGUACUUUUGGCAGUGUAAACACAAAUAAUUGUGUGCUGUACCAUACUGAACUCAACCUAACCAGACUGCUAGGUAGAAAUGCAGCUAAAGACAGUUUGAAACUAAACUUUUUCAUUUCCAAACUAUACUAGACCAGCUUUAUUUUUUCCAGUUGGUGUCAUGCAUAAUUCAUUCAUAUUUAUAUUAACAAUGCUAUUACUGAAACACUCUUGAGUAUUAUUUAAAUUGUGCCAAUUUUGUUACUAAAUCUCUCUCGAAUGUAGGUGAGAAUAACCCUAGUUGCACUAAACUGAAGCUUGCCUUUUUUUUUAAUGAUUUAGAGAAUAUGCCAAAAUAGUGUCUAACACCACUGUUUUGUAUGUAGCUGUAUUUUUACCUUGUGUACGAGUGAGGUUGAUCAGCCAUCUUUACAAAAUCUGAUUCUGUAAAGUUUCCAUUAGUUGACUAAAAACAUCUUAACUUUACAGAACACUUUUAUUUAUAACGCUUUAAGGUAGAAUAGUCUACAGUUCUAAUGCUUUCAGUAAGUACAUUCAUUAUGACGACUUUCCCUGUUCUUUUGUGUAUUCCAUUAUUUAAUAUUUUGUUGCUCUUAAGAGCUAUUUGUUUUUUUCUACUGUGCUUUAACUAAACUUAACUAUUGCUAAUAAAAUUAUUUAAAUGGAA